CACGUACAUUGGGAACUAAAAACUUUGCAACAUUAGCCAAAGCACAAGCUAAACUUCCAAGAGCAGCUAUUAAUUCUGAUUUAUCUAUAGAAGACGAUACCACAAAAGAAAAAAGGUAAAGAUUUGGUUCUGGUGGAUUCAAAUCGAUAAAGAAUGCCCCUCCUUUAUACAAAGAUGUUUACUCUAGAAAUCCUACAAUGAUACAAUCAAAAAAUAGUUAUGUUUUUUCAAACAAAAAUGAUGAUAGAUGUUUAGAAGUUGAUGAAAAUACUAAUCUUGAGACAUUGGUUGUUAAAGACUUUGGUGGGUCAAUAAGUGAUGUCCCGGAUGAUUCAGAUGACGACCCAGAUUGGGAAAUUAAAUGUUUGAACUAUAAAGUUAGCCAUGAUGAUUCAUCUUCAGAAAAAAGUAUUACUUAACAUGAAACAAGUGUUGUAUCAUUUUCACCUAACACACAGACCUGGAAAGUUAAUGCAUUAAACGAAAGAGAACGAACUGAACUUGAAAUUAAUAAUCAAGGUCCUUUCAGGUCACCCGGAAAAUGGAAUAUUUCUAGUGUUAAUAAUGAAACUAAUGAUAAAGUAAGAUUAGCAAAUGUGACAAGAACCUUGGUUUUAGAUGAAAAUAGUAAAAUGGAGAAUAAUGAAUCAACUUCAGAUGUAGGUACAUCAAAGUUUACAAAUCUGCCAUCUAAUCUUGAUGAUAAUAUGUUCAUAUCUUCUCAUGAUUUUCAAAAAUGUGUAUUUACUUCUUUAACACAUUUUAAGUAUGACAUUAGUGCUAUGAUGCAUAUUGUUAAAGACACCAAUGAAAAGGCUCAAGCGCUCAUAUCAAAAUCAAAUGACAGUAAUUUUGUUUCAACAGUUUCUCUAAAACAAAGUAGUUUGGAUAUGAAUAUGUUUCCUAUAACUACUGAAGACCAACUUAUGGAUAUAGAAAAAAAGAUAGAUGAUAUUCAGUUUAAAAAUGAAUUGGUAUAUAAGUUGUCAUUAUUAGUAGAUAACAACAAUCUAAACACGAGUGUGCGAAGAAUAAUUUCACGUUUAUGUGAUGAUACAUUACUUUUGAACUACUCAUUAACUGGAUUUAAACAUAAUAAGACAUUUAGAAAUCUGAACGUUUAUCGUGUACUUAUUGAUGCUGUGAGAGCGAACGUACAAUACAACAAUGCUCCAGAUCAAAAAAUUGAUAUUCCAUUGCAAGUUUGGUUGGAUCAUUUAAAGUUUAGAAUAAGAGAUAAGGAAGAAAAGAACAAUAAAAACAAAUGA
Messenger RNA from Myzus persicae (green peach aphid), 1268 nucleotides. RefSeq lists its product as uncharacterized. The record is from RefSeq and is a predicted model, not a curated record. The transcript is spliced from 8 exons. Lineage: Eukaryota; Metazoa; Arthropoda; Insecta; Hemiptera; Aphididae. The coding region runs from base 633 to 1268 and encodes 211 amino acids.